Nerophis lumbriciformis (worm pipefish) is the source of this 5440-nucleotide messenger RNA. It is a transcript of the gene rab11fip3, whose product is annotated as RAB11 family interacting protein 3 (class II). The record is from RefSeq and is a predicted model, not a curated record. Gene Ontology annotation, cellular component: endocytic vesicle; cleavage furrow; midbody. NCBI's taxonomy places the organism in Eukaryota, Metazoa, Chordata, Actinopteri, Syngnathiformes, Syngnathidae. Gene Ontology annotation, molecular function: calcium ion binding. Gene Ontology annotation, biological process: endocytic recycling; regulation of cytokinesis.
AAGGAGGAGGGGGAGAGAUGGGACACGGCUGAUGCUGAUGCGAGAGCUCGUACGUGACUGUGGUCGACAUCGGCAAACGAUACAACUUAGCCCUUCAUCUUUUUAAACCCUUGAAGUCGACAAGUCUGUUUCUGCUCGACGGGUCCUUUUUUUUUUUUUUUUUUUUUUUUUUAGGUGCGGACUGAUCGCCGCGGCGUUCUGCUGGCCUUCUGGAGGGGCGGACACAGGUGGAUUGUGGCUUGCCGCAAAACGACUAGCUGUAGCCUCGAUAUCACCUUGGACGUGCGAAGAAGCGAGGACCUCCGCGGCUACACCCCCUGAAUCCACGGACAUCCACGCCGACGUUUUGGUCCUAUCCGCCGGCACUUAGAAGGGCGGACGGACGGCCUUGUUGGUGUUAGCGAGCUAAUAAGCUAAUUUGGCUAGCUAAGCUAGACGUUUAGCGUAUGCGAUGCUGGAAGGAGGAGUUUUAAAUUCUUGUUGCGGGAAUACUUUCCUUUAAACGCCAAACAGAGAGCAUUAUUACAAUUUCAGAUCAAUCUUUUUUUUUUUUUUUUUUUUCUGUUCGAACGGUUUCUUGUUGUUGUUCGCGCGCUCAUUUAGCGUGCCAGGCACCCACGACGAAUAGUCUUAAGUAAGUUAAUGUUUACACUUAUAUAUUUAUUUCAUGAAGUGGUUUAUUUUGUGUCUUUCUGACUAAACGUUAAAGUAUGUUUGUGCUGAAUGACCCAAGAGUGGACUUGCCCUGCUUCAAGUGCGCCAACUAUUUAAAUGUAGCUUAGAAGAACAACAAUGGAAUCGCUAACAUGGUUACUAGAGGCGGUUGCCAAGCAAUUAGCUAAAAAAAAAAGGCUUUACAGUGCGUGAAAAGGGAAUUGUAUUUAUAUAGCGCUUUUCUCUAGUGACUCAAAGCACUUUUACACAGUGAAACCCGAUAUCUAAGUUACAUUUAAAACAGUGUGAGCCAGCCCGAGGACACAACGGCAGUGACUGGGAUGGCGGAAGCUGGGAUCGAACCUGGAACCCUCAAGUAAAGUCUUAUUUUCCGUUCCUUUUUGAGCUGUGAAUGUACACAUAUGCUAUUUGAAAUAUGGCGUUUUGGUUGCCGGACUGGAUUUUGACGAUCACAGGGUAGCCAAACGUAAAUGGAACCUACAGUGCUGUCAAGCCCUUUGGGGCACGCACAUCAAGCGUUCCCUCUUGGAUUUCUCACCCUGAACUCAGACAAUGGAGCCGUCCUUUGUCCAAACAACACUGGUCAGACGGGUUUGCAUUUUGGAGACCAGAACCUGACCUCCCAACAAGGCAACACGGAAAAGGCCUACCAGCAAGACGCGCCGGUAGAGUUGGAUCAACUCCUAUACAUUUCCGAUUAUCCCUGUGGAGAUAUGUUUUUCGACGGGUGCCGUUCUCCUGAGUCACAAGUUCCUCCGCACAGAGGGGAGACGGAAAGAAACAAGGAACCAGAUGAAGCCAGUGACUUCAUGCUCUCGUGGCUUUUUUCUCCCAACUUCACCGAUGGGAAAAAGUUUGCAUUCGAGGAGGCCUCUCUCGGAGGCAGCGACGCCCUCAGGGGACAGACCGAGCUAAUCAUCAACAGUAGUGUGACCGUGUGUCCGCAGUCUAAAUGGAAUUCCGACACAAACCCAGGAGAGUCGCUUCUGUCCGCAGAUCAGGUUUGCGUGUCUUCAUGUGCGUCACAUGAUGUCACUGAAGCGCCGUCACUGGAGGAGCACAGGGAGACUUUGUCACCUGAAACUGCAGACGAAGGUUUAUUCCUAGAUCAAGUGACGUCUCUGCCAGUAAAGUGUAGCUCAACGCUGCAAGAGCAACCUGACAGCAGCACACCCCAGGCGUUCUUUCAGGGAUCUGGGCUUUUGAUGGAUUUAGAGGAUCCAGAUCCUGACAGUGGACUCACCCAUCAACCUGCUGGUCCUGUACAGUGGGAUCUGUCAGAAGAGUCCCAUGUGGAACAUGCUGGACUAUUCAGGACUAUAGAGCAACAAGGAGAGGGUGACUCAUCCUCUGUGAUUUUGUCACCUGGUGAUGGCUUCGUCCACGGCGACAUCCGCUACGAGAGCUUCUCUGCGGAGAGUACGCCAAAGGAUUUGAUGGGGAACAAAUGGAAAACUGAAACAAAUGAGACAACGGCGUUGGAUUUGUGCUUAACCCCCGAUGAGGGACCUUGGAACUUGAAGCCGAAAGAGGGAGUACACAAUGACACCGGUCCUGAGGCGCUCCCGGAGUUGGAAACUUCUACUGCGGAGACUGCAUGGACUAGUGAGCCAAAUGUGGACACUGUGUCCCUCUCUAAGAUGGUGGGAGAUGACUCACUGCCAAUGGUUUCAGCUGUGAACACAAGAGAGGAAGAAGCCUCGCCGCUUAAAACUGUAUUUGAUGCAUUAGACCAGGAUGGAGAUGGCUUUGUUCGCAUUGAGGAGUUUAUGGAGUUUGCUGCUGCGUAUGGGGCCGAUCAGGUAAAAGAUCUGACCAGGUUUCUUGAUCCCAGCGGCCUGGGAGUAAUCAGUUAUGAAGACUUUCACAGAGGAAUUUCAGCAAUCAGCAAUGGAGGCCCGGAGCCGCAGCUGUACAGUGCAAACUACAGUCCAGGAGACGGAGCUGUGGGCUGUCCAGAAGAAUAUGACGAGCAAAAUGAGGUGACCGACAGUGCGUACCUGGGUUCAGAGAGCACCUACAGUGAAUGUGAGACCUUCACUGAUGAGGACACCGGCGCCCUUGUGCCCCCCGAGAUGCACGAGGAUGUGGACACGGACAGCGGUAUCGAGGCGGCUCUUCAUGACCCCGAAGACGCCAUGAACAGGUUCUCCCUAAACUCGGAACUGCACAACCCCUCCCUGGUGACGGUCAUCGGCGGCGAGGAGGAGCACUUUGAAGAUUUCGGGGAGAGUAAUACCUCAGAACUGUUGCUGGAAAACAACCAGGACGGCGUGGCCGACUCCCCUCUCGCACAGACGCCACAGCAGCUCAAUGUCUCCUCUCUGCUCUCUCCCAGCGCACCCGCUCCUCUCCCUGACUGCUUUCAGAGCUUCCUCAGGGAGGAGGCGCUGGACUUUUUCUGUAGCCAAUGUCACAAACAAAUAAGUCGCCUUGAGGACCUCUCCACGCGCCUCAAUUACCUAGAGAUGACUAGUGCUGGCAAGAGGCUGUCCAGUAAGAAGGUGGCAAGGCAUCUUCUGCAGAACAGCUCAAUAACACUGGACACCGUGAGCGACUUGACCCGCGACAUUCUGGAGCUGGCCGACAAUGAUAUCACAGAUAAGAUGCUGCUGCUCGAGCGUCGCGUGGCUGAGCUGGAGAAGGAGUCUGAAGCUUCGGGGGAGCAGCACACUCGCCUGCGGCAGGAGAAUCUUCAUCUGGUACACCGUGCUAACGCCUUGGAGGAGCAGCUGAAGGAGCAGGAGCUUCUCGCGGACGAGCAGCUGCAUUACGAGACGCGGCGUCACAAGGAGGCUCUGAGCAAAAUGGAGAGGGAGAGAGGAAUGGAGGUGGAGAACUUGCAAGCCAGAACGCAGCAACUAGAUGAAGAGAAUAGUGAGCUGAGGUCCUGUGUUCCUUGUCUACGAGCCAACAUUGAGAGAUUAGAAGAGGAGAAACAGAGGCUUGAAGACGAGACGGAUGUGAUGACCACCAGGUGGAAGGACGAGAUGGAGUCCCGCCAGAAGAUGGCUGACAAGCUGAGCUAUGAACGCCAUCAGAACCAGAAAGAGAAGGAGAGCACGCAGGAGCUGAUUGAGGAUCUGCGCAAACAGCUUGAGCACUUGCAGUUAUACAAGCUGGAGGCGGAAGCAAAAAGAGGCCGCACACCCGGCGCGGGAUUGCAGGAGUACCAGACGCGCACUCGUGAGGCAGAACUGGAACAAGAGAUCAAACGACUCAAGCAGGACAACCGCAGCCUAAAGGAGCAGAAUGACGAGCUGAACGGCCAGAUCAUCAACCUGAGCAUCCAGGGAGCAAAGAGCCUCAUGUCGGCCUCAUUUUCAGACUCUUUGGCAGCUGAGAUUAACUCUGUGUCACGCUCUGAGUUGAUGGAGACUAUUCACAAACAGGAAGAGAUCAACUACAGGCUCCAGGACUACAUUGACAAAGUAAUCGUGGCCAUCAUGGAGUCCAACCCUUCCAUUCUCGAAGUCAAAUAGGCACCGCCGUGACGUCAUCAACAACAACAACGCCCCCUAAAAGAAUACCAUUUAUUUUAGUGCGCUUCAGGUUCUGGUGACUUCCAUGUUAUUGGCCAGAGGAACCCAAGCCUGCACAGCUGGAUGAAUGUGUGAAAGUUAAUCACCCCCUCCCCCGUCCACUUAAAGCGAAGGAUUAGGCAGUUCUAUACCUCGAAGGCCUUAAAAUGGGUGGUGAUCACAUGUAUCCUGCAUACUUGCAACGUGUCAGGCUGAAUGGUGUUGAAGAAGCCGUAUGAAGCACUGCUCAGUUUGUCUGGGGACAUUUUUGAAAAGGAAAAAUGCCCUGAGGGUUCUUUUUGUGUGAUGUGACUUUUUUUUUUUUUUUUUUUUUUUUUUUACAGUUCCUAUCCUAAAUUGCAUCAUCUCAUGACUAUUAUUUUACAAUGACACAGAGUCCUGGAGUCCUCACUCCAGUGUUCUCUUGCUGAGUGAAAGAAUAAUGUGUGUGUGUAUUUGCUGCACAGGUGAAACUGUCAAGACUGAAAAUAUGUUAUGUGAAGAAUCUUAUAGUUGCACUAUUUUGUUUUUAUUUGUUAAAGGGAUCAAAUUGCGAUGUAAGUUGUGGGAUUUCACGCCCGCUCAGGUGACGACCAACCUAUGAGGCAAUCAUGUACGUAGAAGGACAACUUUUGCACGUCCCGGGACAGCCUUGCGUUAAUCGACUUGGACGGCCCUUUAUUCCUUCAACCGCCAUCUGCUUUCCCCCCCACGUGUUGCACAACACUACACCGAUGCUGCACCCGGGAGGACAAACGGACAAAGGACCUCAAAGAAUGGACACUUGACGGCUUCGCUUUCUGCACAAAACUUUCACCUGCCACUCCAUGAAAUAUGGCCUUGGAUGUAAAUGACUUGUAAAGUUUUUUCUACACUCAUUCUAGAUUCUAGGUAUUUUUGUAGUCUUGAGGGGAACAACGACAAAACAUUUUCUCACCUUGACGUGAGGGAAAGAACAAGGCUGCCUACAGUAUAUUGCUCUCUAGCAUGUAGCGUGUACAGCACCGUUGUUUUCGAUUAUUCACAGGUAUUUAUUCAACGCGGUCAACGUUUUCUUUGUUUCAAGGCGAUUAUUUAAUUCACGGAUGUGCGUAUCAUCUCAAAGGCUCAAUAGCUUUGGUCUGUAUACCGCUGUCACCACUCAAGGGUCUUAUUAUAGAAGCUUCUAGAGUCGUCUUCCCGUUUGGAGUCAGGUACUGCAUGGAAACACUGAUUUUCAUUGUACAGUUCAGUCUACUGAGUGA